CCGACGGUAAAUAAGACUUGAUUGACGAAGCCAACUUCUUAGAGAAGAGUUCUCAUCAUUUAUCUGCGCAUCAUCUCAGGAGACAACCGAGAUGAGCGGGAACACACGGGAUAACACCACUGGCAACUUGACCAGUCUGGCCAGCUUUCACAGUAUGACAGACCACACAGAAUGGAUGUCAGAGCUUGAUAGGCAUGGCAACAAACCCAGUGAAUGGCUCGCUUACCUCUCCCUGGUAGAAUCACACACCUUACACGCAGAGGAGACCAGUCGCUUCAGGUUCCUGAGUCUCGCCUACAACCGUGCCACCAAGCAGAUCCCCAUCGACAAGUACCGCGACGACCCGGCCUACGCCAGGAUCUUCAUCAAGCUUGCUCACCUCAAAGCCACCCGUGAUGUGGAUGACGGACGCUUGAUGUUCAAGUUUGCCCGGGCCAAUGUUAGAAAGCAAGCCAUUGUUCAUCUGGAAGCUGCAAAGUUUGAAGAAACCCAUGGUGAUGUUAAGAAAUGUCUGAGUAUCCUGGAGAAGGGUCAGAAAGUGACCUCUGACCCAAAGCUGACCGAGGCCAUUCACCGAGUCAAGAACGGACUUCCCAUUCUCAUUGAUUCACAAGAACCUAUGGACUCCCAUGAUGGGCCACAAAUGAUUAAUGUUGUCCCGCCAGCCUUGGUACAUCCCUCUCACAAUGAGCCGGAAGAGAAGAAAUCCAGUCACGUGCCUUGUACUAUGGAGUAUGUAGACACUACUGUUAGUUUCAGAAGACCAGAGGUUGGAUCAAGGAUUCCUUCCCAGCACAAGUGUGAGAGUAGUGAUCAUGAAGGGGAUACAAUGCCUAUAAAUGCUGGAAGGUACUCUGGCCUUCAGACUCCUGAUGUUCAGAACAAGAUGAAUGUGUUUGGAAGUAGCAGGCGCAAGAGGAGCAACAUUGGUAUGCCUAUGAGAGUCAGCAGAACCAGCCUUCCACAGCUCAAGAAGGAGUCAUCCAAGGAUGAUGACGAUGAUGAUGAUGAAGACGACGAUGACAUCAGACCCCUGAAGAGUAGCCCACCAGAAGUGAAACCUGGACCGCUAGCACCGAUCACAGAGAAGACCAAUGAGAGCGAUUCAGGCGUCCAGACGACGCCUCGUGAUAUCACCCAGCAAGAGAGGAAUCCUUUCCCCUUCAAAGGAAGGACCGUGGAGACGCCGGUAGAAUCUACAGUGCCAGGACAAUGGGCGAACUUUAUGAAAAGACAAGAACCUGCAAUGCCUGUUCAACAAAUGGGCUAUGAUCAAACGCCACUUCAGCAACAAUGGCAACAACAGCCUCAACAGCAACCACUACCUCCACAAAUGGGCAUGCCACAUGUGGAUAUGCAACAGUUUCAGCCACUCCAGCAACGCCUUUUCCAGCAGCCCGCUCCUGCUGUCAUGCAGCCCAGCCAACAAUAUCCAGCACCACAGAUGGUGGCCCCAGCCCCCCAACCAAAGUCUAAGAAUAUUAUACAGGUCAAUGGGAAAGGAUACUCCAUCAUUAGACUCAUUGGCAAAGGUGGCUCAUCGAAGGUUUUCCAGGUUCUCAGCGAAGACAGUAAGAAGAUAUUGGCCUUGAAGUAUGUGAAGCUGGACUUUGCUGACGAGAUGGCUAUUCAGAGUUACAUGAAUGAAAUCACUCUACUUGAAAGACUCAAAUCAUUCAAAAGGAUUAUCCAUCUCUAUGAUUAUGAGAUCACAGAGGACUACAUCUACCUGGUCAUGGAGUGCGGUUCCAUUGAUCUGGCUACCUUCUUGAAGAAGAACAAAGAUAGCUUUUCUGAUCAUAUGUGGGGAUACUGGAAAGAGAUGCUGGAAGCCGUUGAUGUCAUUCAUAAACAAGGCAUCGUCCACAGCGAUCUGAAACCCGCUAACUUCAUCUUUGUUGAAGCCAGUCUGAAGCUGAUAGACUUUGGUAUAGCCAACGCGAUUCAGAAUGACCACACCAGCUUGAUAAAGGAAUCCCAGGUUGGGACACUCAACUACAUGUCGCCAGAGGCCAUUCAGGACACAUCCCCGGUCACAGAGGUCAAUGAGUAUGGUCACAAGAAACCUAGACUCAAGAUCAACUGUAAAAGUGAUGUAUGGUCUUUGGGUUGUAUCCUAUACUCCAUGGUCUACGGUCGCACACCGUUCCAGCACAUAGUUCACAGGCUUCUCAAGAUGCAGGCCAUAUGCAAUCCAGAUCAUGUCAUUGACUUCCCGCCCAUUGAAAACAAGCUGCUCCUUGAUGUGAUGAAGAAAUGCCUUACUAGAGAUGUAAAGAAAAGGCCUUCAAUUGAGGAGCUGCUCAACCAUCCAUACCUGAAGAAACCAUUUACUGCAGAGAAGCCAGCAGCAAGCCUAACCACUGAGCAUAUUAGUGCUCUUGUCUCUCAGCUUAGCCAGAGUCAAAUCAACUCACCUAGGAGUAUAGCAAGACUAGCACAGGGUGUGGUGGAACAAAUCAGUAGAGGGCAGCAGAUAGAUGUAUCCAGUGCAGUGAAGGGCAGUGAGCAGCAGCAGAUUCCACCAGCUCAUCAGCAGUACCAGUACUCAAACCAGCCACACCCCCAACCACACCCCCACCAGCAUGGGCAGGCCUCGGGACAUGAUGGGGGCUAUCGGUCACAGCGUGCUCCUCUUCGGGUUAUCAACUCAUCAGAUGUAGCCUCUCAUCACUCUCUUCUCAAACCUCUUUCUCAAGCUCCCAAGUAUGAUAUCGGAUCCUUUCAAGAAAAUAACCAGAUGAAUACCUGAGUGGAUCUUCUGUCUUUUCAACACAAUAGAUGAUUUCAAGUAUGGUGGUGUCCUCAUGGUGUUGAUGUUGGCCAUAUUUUAUAUCAACACAGCACCAAACUUACAGUGAAGCUGAUGCUACGACUAAUCUCCAUCAACGUUGUGAUAUGGAUCAUAUCGUAAACUCAAAGUGGGUGUUGGGGCUUUUGAAGGCAAUCUAAAUUGUGGAACACUGACACCGACACUAACACCAAAAUUGGAAACUGUCAAUGGAUAAAGGGUGCUGGGCCGUGAUCACUGCCUUCAAGGGCAGAAACUAUAUCUUUAAUGUUUGAAGGAACUAUUACCCCAGGGGCUUGUCUUACAAGGAGUUAUAUUUGAUCCAAUCAAUCGUAACUCUAUGGAAAUCCAUCAGUGUCAUGAUAUUUUCUACAGGAAAU
This is a messenger RNA of Lytechinus variegatus (green sea urchin), 3171 nucleotides long. RefSeq names its product dual specificity protein kinase TTK-like. NCBI's taxonomy places the organism in Eukaryota, Metazoa, Echinodermata, Echinoidea, Temnopleuroida, Toxopneustidae. The transcript is spliced from 20 exons. Gene Ontology annotation, molecular function: protein serine/threonine/tyrosine kinase activity; protein serine/threonine kinase activity; ATP binding. Gene Ontology annotation, biological process: meiotic spindle assembly checkpoint signaling; peptidyl-serine phosphorylation; chromosome segregation. Gene Ontology annotation, cellular component: spindle; nucleus; kinetochore. The coding region runs from base 92 to 2752 and encodes 886 amino acids. The record is from RefSeq and is a predicted model, not a curated record.